This is a messenger RNA of Salarias fasciatus (jewelled blenny), 2405 nucleotides long. Its product is annotated as protein phosphatase 1K, mitochondrial-like. Gene Ontology annotation, molecular function: protein serine/threonine phosphatase activity; cation binding. Gene Ontology annotation, biological process: protein dephosphorylation. Lineage: Eukaryota; Metazoa; Chordata; Actinopteri; Blenniiformes; Blenniidae. The record is from RefSeq and is a predicted model, not a curated record. Bases 161 to 1303 code for a protein of 380 amino acids. The transcript has 9 exons.
GGCGGUUCCCACAGUGGGUCUGUGGUUCAGGACGUUCUUAUGGAGUCAGUAUAGAACACUCGUUUUACUGUAGAAGAAUCCUUUUAUUACGCAGAGCAGCUCUGGACCAUCUGUCCAGGGCUUUUAUUUUGAAGCUGUUUCCUGUUGAAGUGGAACCGCCAUGUCGUCUGUCACGCUGAUCAACCUGCUGCGUGGUGGUCGCCGCGCCGUCAGCGGACAAACAUUCUGCCAUCGUGUCCGACGCUCUCAGGAAACUUUGUCUGGGUUUGUCCAGGUAGGCGGGGCUUUGUUCGGGGUGGUGGGCGCCCGGUGGGCUAGUGGCUCGGGAUGCUUCGACAGCGACGGCAGCGGCCGCCCGGUGACCUGGGACUCGUUUGGCAUUUGGGACAACCGGAUAGAAGAACCGGUUCUGUUGCCUUCCAGCAUCAGAUACGGGAAACCGAUUCCAAAGGUCGGUCUGGAUCGGGUCGGCAGCGCCUCAGUUCUCGGCCUCCGGAAGCAGAACGAAGAUCGCCUCAGAGUCGCCCGUAUCCAUGACGACCUGCUGUACUUUGCCGUGUUUGACGGCCACGGCGGCCCGCAUGCCGCCGACUACUGCUACACCUUCAUGGAGAAGUUCAUCAGAGAUGCUCUGGAAGAUGACGACGACCUGGAGAAGGUUUUGAAGAAAGCCUUUCUGGAUGCUGACAAGGCUCUACACACACAUCUGAGCUACUUCAACAACGACUCUUUCUUGAUGGCCGGCACCACGGCGACGGUUGCUAUGCUACGCGACGGUGUGGAGUUGGUGGUCGGCAGCGUCGGCGACAGCCGGGCGCUGUUGUGCAGAAAAGGACAAGUCCACAAGCUCAGCAAAGACCACACGCCCGACCGCGAGGACGAGCGAAGGCGGAUCCAGAAUUGUGGUGGCUUCGUGACGUGGAACAGCCUGGGUCACGGCUACGUGAACGGCCGGCUCGCCAUGACGCGCAGCAUCGGAGACUUUCACCUGAAGUCCUGCGGCGUUAUCGUGGAGCCGGAUACCCAGCGUAUCAGCAUCCAACACGCCAACGAUUCGUUUCUGGCUUUGACCACCGACGGCAUCAACUUCCUGCUGAGUGACCAGGAGGUGUGUGAUGUGAUCAAGCGCUGCCCGGAUCCCACAGAGGCUGCAGAGGUCAUCGCUCAGCAGGCACUGCAGUAUGGCUCGGAGGACAACGCCACCAUCAUCGUGGUCCCGUUCGGCGCCUGGGGGAAGUUUCCAGACUCCUCCGCCGUCUACAGCAUCAGCAGGAGUUUCUCCUCCAGCGGCAGAUGGGCGUAGGAACUCAGCAGGAACUCCAGCAGACUGAGGACAAGUUGACUUUUUGAACAAGCCCAGUGUGUUCACGCCAGUCAACAGUGUAAAUAAACUGUAUUAUAGUUAUGUAUAAUUUGUACAUAUGCAGGAGAAUUUGCAGCAACACAUCAGUGCCCAAGAGUUUGCUGCUGCUGUGUUAAUUUAAAUCUUAACUCUUGACCAGAGCUUCAAGGUUAUUAUGAACCGACUCUUUGCCGAUGACAUGCAACUAUUCUGACCUUCAGUUGCUAAAUAUUCACUCACAUCAAGGUUCAUGGUCACUUUCUAAAUUCCCGUGUUUUGUAGCUUUCUGUUACAAAACACACGUUGAGCUUGACGGAGUGACAAGACAAAAAAAGACUGCAGCGAAGAUGAGUCGAAAGAUAAGAUAAGAUCAAUAAAAUCAAGAUAAACAACCACAAAACACAAUAAAAUAUUGCUGAGGGGAAUAAAAAAGAUGUGUGAGGUAAAAAGCAGGACAAAGUUGAGAGAAACAUGAAACUGCAGCUGCAGCAUGAGUAAAGGAAUAUUUCUUGCUCGUGUUUCUCAGGAGGUUUAGAGGACCCAGACCCAAUUAGUUUAUCAGGAAUGUGAGAAAAUCUGAUUUUUUAACAGGCUUCCUCCAAACGAAACGACAGGAGCACAGAGAAGUGUCAAACACUGUCACGAAGCUUCUGGAACUCCAGAAUGCGUCAGAGCCCCAGAGUGUUUCUGAGUUCUCGGAUGUCUGACUGAUCCAGAAUGUGUCUUUCUUCUAGGUUUUUUUCAGAAAUCCAGGCUUUUUCAGAAUUCUGCAAUGUGGUGGAGCUCAAGAAUAUCAGGUCUAGAAUUUUCCAAAGUUUUGGUCCAGGUCAGAGAUCUAAAAUGUGGUAGAGGACUGGAUUCUUUCAGAGCUCCAGAGUCUUCAGUAUGUUUUGUGUUUUCUUGCCAAGUUGCACCUUAAAAACUAUGCAGUUGUUUUAUUUUCUGUCCAUCGAUCUGGAGCUUGUGAGCAGAACGAUGUAUCCCUGGUCCAAAUGAAGGACCGGAGGCUUUGACCUUUGACCUGCAGGUGCACACCUGAAUAAAGUUUGAUCUGUUUCACUGA